AUGAGUUUACAAGAAGGUGAACAAACAAAAUUACUUUUAAUUGGAGAAACAGGUGUUGGUAAAAGUUUACUUGGUAAUUUCAUUUUAAAGAAGAAUGUUUUUAGAGUUAGUGAUAGUACAAUUUCAGAAACAAAAGAAGUUGCUAAAUGUUUUGGAGAAGGAGAUAGAAGUGAUUUAGUUGUUAUUGAUACACCUGGUUUUCAUGAUACUGAUUAUUAUAGAUUUGAUGAAAAACAUAUUCAAAAUAUUGUUGAUUGUGUUAGAGCUGAAGGAUUACAAGGAAUUGUAUUAACAAUGAAUUAUAAUACGUUUAAAUUUACUGAUAAUCUUAAACGAGUUAUUAAAAUUAUAAAUGAUGUUUUUCCAAUAAAAGACAGUUGGAAACAUGUUUGUAUUGUUUGGACUAGAUGUUUUUUUAAUUAUAUCCCAGAAAAGAAAAUUGAAAAAGGUAAAAAAGAAAAACAACAAUUCAAAGAAUAUUUAAUUUCAUUUAUAAAACAAAUAAAUGGAACAAAUGAAGAUAUUGAUAUUCCAAUGUA
Messenger RNA from Entamoeba histolytica HM-1:IMSS, 539 nucleotides. RefSeq names its product AIG1 family protein, putative. The record is from RefSeq and is a predicted model, not a curated record. Lineage: Eukaryota; Evosea; Mastigamoebida; Endamoebidae. The transcript has a single exon. The annotation marks the transcript as partial. Gene Ontology annotation, molecular function: GTP binding.